UGGUCUUAACUGAUUAAAUAUGAAAAAUAGAAGACAAAUGCAUUUUGUUGUCUGUCUAAAUAGGUUCCGUUGUUCUUAAAAAUAAAAACUUUCAAAAAGGGGACCUUCAUUUUUGAUCUACUUGAUGGUGAUCUCGCUUUUUUUCCUUUUCUUUUUUCAAUCGGGUUUGUGGGUAUUGAAGAGAAAUUGCUAAAUUUGAAACCAUUUUUUGAUUGUGGGAAGGGGGAGGGGGGGGGGAUUUAGGGGCUGGUUUGAUGAAAAAUGGGUUUUGGUGUUUAGGGUUUUUGAAGAGGAAAGGAGAGGAUGGGAUUAGGUAGUGAAGAAGGUAAAGUGAAGUCUUCUUGGGAUGUGUGCAAAUCAAAGGAGAGGAAGAAGAAGAAGAAAGAUGGUACAGAGGCAGGGUGUUGGGUCAAGUUGAGGUUUAUAGGAAGCUGCAUUUCUUCAAGAUCCAAAGUUGAUAGCUCUGUUAGUGGGACUAGUACCCAUUUUGAAAGUAAAUCCACGAAUGAUACAAGCAUGGACCAACCAGCUGCUCCUGUUGUUUCAACCUCAACCACAAGUAAUACAGAAAGUAACUCAUCCACUUCCAAACUUGAAGAGGAGCUUAAAGUUGCUUCCCGACUAAGGAAGUUCACAUUUAAUGAUCUCAAGUUUGCGACAAGAAAUUUUAGACCUGAGAGUCUUCUUGGUGAAGGUGGCUUUGGUUGUGUUUUCAAGGGAUGGAUUGAAGAAAAUGGAACUGCUCCAGUGAAACCUGGUACUGGCCUCACUGUUGCUGUUAAAACCCUUAAUCAUGAUGGGCUCCAAGGUCAUAAAGAGUGGCUGGCUGAAGUGAAUUUUCUUGGCGAUCUUGUUCAUCCUAACCUGGUUAAACUGAUUGGCUACUGCAUUGAAGAUGAUCAAAGGCUGCUAGCGUACGAGUUCAUGCCUCGAGGAAGCUUGGAGAACCACCUGUUUCGAAGGUCCCUGCCUCUUCCAUGGUCCAUAAGAAUGAAAAUUGCUUUAGGUGCUGCCAAAGGUCUUGCCUUUCUUCAUGAAGAAACUGAAAGGCCAGUGAUUUAUCGUGAUUUUAAGACCUCCAAUAUCUUAUUAGAUGCGGAUUAUAAUGCCAAGCUUUCUGAUUUUGGACUUGCCAAAGAUGGUCCUGAGGGAGAUAAGACCCAUGUAUCAACCCGUGUGAUGGGAACUUAUGGUUAUGCGGCCCCAGAGUAUGUAAUGACUGGACAUCUUACUUCAAGGAGUGACGUCUACAGUUUUGGUGUGGUCUUGCUUGAAAUGAUAACUGGCAGAAGAUCCAUGGAUAAGAACCGACCUAAUGGAGAGCAUAACCUUGUUGAGUGGGCGAGACCACAUCUAGGGGAGAGAAGAAGAUUCUACCGGUUGAUAGACCCUCGGCUUGAAGGUCACUUUUCAAUAAAAGGUGCCCAGAAAGCUGCACAGCUAGCUGCUCAUUGCCUUAGUAGGGAUCCUAAAGCUAGGCCUCUAAUGAGUGAAGUGGUCAACGCAUUGAAGCCUCUGCCCAACCUCAAGGACAUGGCAAGCACAUCAUAUUAUUUCCAGACCAUGCAAGCUGAACGGGUUGGAUCCAGCCCAAAUGCGAGAAAUGGUGUCCGCUCACAGGCUGGAUUGUUAUCUAGGAACGGGCACCAACAAAGGAGUCUUUCAAUACCACAUGGUUCCCAUGCUUCCCCUUAUCACUAUCAAUACCCCCAUAAAUCUCCAAAACCCAAUGGUAAACCAUAGCAGCACAGGAUCAUUGAAGUAUGUGCUUCUUUUAGCCACCUCUUUUCAUUCAUUUCUUUUUUCACCUCUGUUCUCAGUAUAGAUGUAUUUUCUGUGAAAGCAAUUGUUCUUGGACAACUUUGAAGGCAAUGGAGGAACAUGCCUCUAUGUGUUGUAUUUAGAAUGAUGACCUUCCCACACAGGGGGUAAUGUUAAGGACAGGUGAAGCUCAUGGCGCAAAA
Populus nigra (black poplar) is the source of this 1964-nucleotide messenger RNA. Its product is annotated as serine/threonine-protein kinase PBL34-like. Gene Ontology annotation, biological process: protein phosphorylation. Gene Ontology annotation, molecular function: protein kinase activity; ATP binding. The transcript has 6 exons. Lineage: Eukaryota; Viridiplantae; Streptophyta; Magnoliopsida; Malpighiales; Salicaceae. The coding region runs from base 304 to 1743 and encodes 479 amino acids. The record is from RefSeq and is a predicted model, not a curated record.